UUUAUGAACUAUGAAGAAAGUUAUAGAUUCGAGGAUAAAUACAUUGGUAAAAAAUGGGGUACAAAACAAACAUCGUACCUUCUUUGUCGUUGUUGGGGAUAAAGGCAAAGAUCAGGUAGUAAAUUUACAUUGGUUACUUUCACAAGCUCAAGUUACUGCACGACCUUCAGUUUUGUGGUGUUAUAAGAAAGAGUUAGGGUUUAGUAGUCAUCGUAAGAAAAGGGAGGCAAAGAUAAAAAAAGAAAUUAAACGUGGCAUAAGAGAGCCCAAUACAGAAGAUCCAUUUGAACUAUUUGUUGCCGUAACAAAUAUUCGAUAUACAUAUUAUAAAGAGACACAUAAAAUUUUGGGUAAUACAUAUGGAAUGUGCGUAUUACAGGAUUUUGAGGCAUUGACUCCAAAUUUGUUAGCACGUACUAUUGAGACAGUAGAAGGUGGUGGUAUCAUUAUCAUAUUAUUAAAAACAAUGAAAUCAUUAAAACAAUUAUACACGCUAACAAUGGAUGUGCAUUCACGUUAUAGGACUGAAGCUCACGAUGAUGUGACUGCACGGUUUAAUGAACGUUUCAUUCUCUCACUUGGGUCGUGCGAAAAUUGUUUAGUUGUUGAUGAUGAAUUGAAUGUUUUACCCAUUUCAACUGGUAAAAAUGUUAAGCCAUUAUCAUUAAAGACUGCAGAACAUUCAUCAACAGAACAGCAGGAAUUAAAAGAGUUGAAAGCAUCUUUAGCGGAUACAGAACCCGUUGGUUCUUUAAUUGCACCGGCAAAAACAUUAGAUCAAGCCAAAGUUAUCCUCACUUUUAUUGAAUCUAUAAGUGAAAAGGCUUUGCGAAAUACAGUUUCUCUUACUGCUUCUCGUGGACGUGGUAAAUCUGCCGCACUUGGAAUUGCAAUUGCUUCUGCUGUUGCAUAUGGUUAUUCAAAUAUAUUUGUAACAUCACCCAGUCCUGAAAAUUUGAAGACUUUAUUUGAAUUUAUCUUUAAGGGAUUUGAUGCUUUAAAGUACGAAGAGCAUUUAGAUUAUGAUAUAGUUCAAUCAACAAAUCCCGAUUUUAACAAGGCUAUAGUCAGAGUAAAUAUUUUCAGACAACAUCGGCAGACUAUUCAAUACAUUCAACCACAGGAUGCACAUGUUCUUGGGCAGGCCGAAUUAGUAGUGAUUGACGAAGCAGCAGCCAUUCCUCUUUCUCUUGUAAAAAGUCUAAUUGGUCCAUAUUUGGUAUUUAUGGCUUCAACAAUAAAUGGUUAUGAGGGAACUGGGAGGUCUCUAUCCCUUAAACUUAUUCAACAACUUCGUGAGAAGUCUAAAGGUUUUAUGGGAAAAGAAGGGCGUACAGAUGUUUCGGAUGAGAUUGCUAUUGUUGGUCGCGAUGGAAAAGCUGAAAGAGAAGUAAAUGGGGCAACAGCCGGUGGUCGUGUACUUCGAGAAAUAAAACUAGAAGAGCCGAUUAGAUACGCUUUAAAUGAUCCUGUUGAAAAAUGGCUAAAUAAACUUUUAUGUUUAGACGCAUCCAUCGUUUCUAAAAAUAUUCAAGGCUGUCCACAUCCACAAAAGUGUGAAUUAUAUUAUGUGAAUCGGGAUACUUUAUUUUCUUUUCAUCCUGUAUCAGAAACUUUUCUACAAAGGAUGAUGUCAUUAUAUGUAGCAAGUCAUUAUAAAAAUUCACCCAAUGAUUUACAAUUAAUGUCUGAUGCUCCAGCUCACCAUUUAUUCGUUUUGCUACCACCUAUAAAAGAAGGUGAUAAUUCAUUGCCAGACCCAUUGUGUGUUGUCCAGGUGUGUUUGGAAGGUGAAAUAUCCAAACAAACAGUUUUAAAUAGCUUGAGCAGAGGUCAACAACCAAGUGGAGAUUUGAUUCCUUGGUUAAUUUCACAGCAGUUUCAAGAUGAUGAUUUUGCGAACUUAUCGGGAGCUCGUAUAGUUAGAAUAGCAACACAUCCGGACUACAUAAAGAUGGGAUAUGGAUCUCGAUGUCUAGAAUUACUUACCUCAUUCUAUCAAGGCGAAUUUUCUGCAUUGAAUGAAAAUGAGGAUUAUCAUCAAGAGAAUAUAGUUCGAGUUGAUGAUGCUGAAUUAGAAAAUGCCGAUCUUCGUAAUGAGGAAAUUAAAAUUCGAGACCCUCGUAAAAUGCCUCCUUUACUUUUAAAACUCUCAGAGAAACGUCCAGUAAGAUUACAUUAUUUGGGUGUUUCAUUUGGUUUAACUUCUCCAUUGCACAAAUUUUGGAAACGUGCAGGAUUUAUUCCUCUUUAUAUUCGACAAACUCCUAAUAGUUUAACAGGAGAAAAUACAUGCGUUAUGCUCAAGGCUUUGAAAUCUGAUGAUCUUGUUACUACAUGUGAUCCUGAAUGGUUGGCAGCAUUUUCAAAAGAUUUUCGUAGGAGGUUCUUGAGUUUGUUGUCAUAUAGUUUUCGCAAUUUUCCGAGUGUUUUAUCACUUAGUAUUAUGGAAGCAGUUGAUGCCGGAAAUGAAAGGGCAAAAGAAAUAACACAGCCGUUUAGCAAAUCCGCUCUUGAAUCGUAUUUGUCUGUUUAUGACUUGAAACGACUUGAGUCAUAUUCUAAUAAUAUGUUAGAUUAUCAUGUCAUUAUUGAUUUACUCCCAACCAUAGCAUAUUUAUACUUUAACAGACAAUUGAGAGAUGUAAAAUUAUCCGGAAUUCAAAGUUCGAUAUUGUUGGGUAUAGGAUUACAAAGGAAAAGUGUUGAUGACAUAGAGAAAGAAUUAACAUUGCCCUCAAAUCAAAUCCUUGCUUUAUUCAUUAAAAUAGUUCGUAAAUUUUCUACGUAUUUUCGAUCAUUAGAAACAGAAGCAAUACAAAAAGAAAUUCCAGAUGAAACAACAGUUUUAAAGAAAAAAAAAGGAGUGGAAAAAAUUUCUAAUCAACAAAUUAAUGAUAAUGAAGAAUCAACAAUAUCAAAUCUUAAUGAAAAUGAAGAAACAUCAUGGGAUCCUGUAUCUAAGACAUUAGAUGAAGAUUUAGAUGAAGCUGGUGAAGAAUUUAAAAGUCAAAUGAUUGAGACUCAAAGAGAAUUAAUUAAUUCAUUGGACCUAUCAAAGUGAUUAUUUACUAAAGUGACAUCUUUUAAUUAUUGAAAGAGAUAUUAAUAAAUUCAAUUAUAUGUUAUAUUUAGGUAUGCAAUAAGCGGCACAUCAGAGAACUGGGAAGAAGCACAAUCAAAAAUUGCUUCAGGAAAGCAAAACAUUUCAACGAUCGUUAGUAUAAAAAACUCGGAAUCUACGAAAAAACGUAGAGCGACGGAGACUGCCGCAGAUAUUGUAAAUAAGGAACAUAAAAUGUCAAAAAGAGGAGGAAAAAAAUCAAAAAAAUCAAAGAAAUAAUGAAAUUUAUUAUUAUUAUAUAUUAGUUAAUUUAG
Messenger RNA from Rhizophagus irregularis DAOM 181602=DAOM 197198, 3378 nucleotides. NCBI's taxonomy places the organism in Eukaryota, Fungi, Glomeromycota, Glomeromycetes, Glomerales, Glomeraceae. The record is from RefSeq and is a predicted model, not a curated record.